AUGGGGGACCGGGAGGAGGUGCUGGGAGCAGAACAGGAGCAGGGAGCUGAACUGCGGGACAUACGGCUUGAAUGCUGUACUGGGAUUUUGGCCGCGCCCGGCCUCGCGGAUCCCGAGCGGCCGCAGGGCGCGGCCCUGGAGCGGAGCCCCAGCGCGGACGCUGGUGCAGUGGCCUGCAGGGCCUGGGAGCCAGGCGUGGGGGAUGCCUGGCGGGCUCCCCGGGCCCGAGGACGUCGGAGGCACACCAUCACCAACGGCGUGGACUGUGACCUGCUGAAGCAGAUGGCAGAGCUGGAGCAGGAGAAGGAGGUGCUGCUGCAGGGUCUGCAGAUGAUGGCGAGGGGCCGCGACUGGUACCAGCAGCAGCUGCAGCGUGUGCAGGAGCGCCAGCGCCGCCUGGGCCGGAACAGGGCCAGCGCCGACUUCGGGGCUGAGGGGAGCCCCCCGCCUCUGGGGCGACUACUGCCCAAGGUACAGGAGGUGGCUCGGUGCCUGGGGGAGCUGCUGGCUGCGGCCUGUGCCGGCAGGGCUCUGCCCUCGUCUUCCUCGGGGCCCCCGUGCCCCAGCAUGGCCCCUGCCUCGCCCUCGGCCUCCGGCUGGCAGCAGCAGACCAUUCUCAUGCUGAAAGAGCAGAACCGACUUCUCACCCAGGAGGUGACAGACAAGAGUGAGCGGAUCACGCAGCUGGAGCAAGAGAAGUGUGCCCUCAUCAAGCAGCUGUUUGAGGCCCGUGCCCUCAGCCAGCAGGACGCCGGGCCUCUGGACUCUACCUUCAUCUAGCUGGCCUCAGACGGGGGCCUCUCAGCUUGGCCCAGCACUGGCCUUGGGCCCACCUUGAUCCCCACCUCUCGGGCUGAAGACGACCUGACUGGCCUGGACAUAGCCCACCAUCGUCCCAAUCUGGGCUCCCCCGGAUCCCCCCAACCCCAGGUGUGGCCGUCGGGUAGGCCGUCCCCAGGGAUGGCCUGGCCUGUCUGGGGGCUGGGGCUGACAUGGGGGAGAGCUGCAGCGUGCAGACACAGCCUGAAGCUCCUGCCAGUGGGGGACCCCUCCUCGUGUUUACCAGAUUUCAGGCCGCCCCGGGAAGGAGGGCUUUUGGCAGCCCUGUCCCCCAUGUUUACAGCUGACCUGACACCCCUCCCAGCUAGGGUCUUCAGUAAAUGGUACUGGUCACACUAAGGCGCACUUUUGCUAGCGGCCAGCAGAGGGCAUUAUGCGUCCGCUGGUCCUGGGCCCCGGAGCCCCAUCAUAAUGUCUCAGAUGGGGCGGGGAGUAAGGGACCCUGGGGUGGGCUGGGACACCUGAGGGGCAUCUUCCUUCAACCCAGGGCUCCAAGACUAGGGGACUGUCCGUCACCGGGAGCAGACGGAGAGGGUGGGGAUGGCUCUGAGGGUGUUGUACUUGUGCUGGUUCCAGGGGGCCCCAGGGGCUGGUAUCGAGUUCACACUUGGGCCAAGGCUGGAGGGUCCUAGAGUGGGGUUAGAAGGGUGGCCUGCUGGCCCCCUCCACACGGACUCCAGCCCUAAACCACUUGGGGUUCGCUGUCAUCCGUCCUGGCCAAGACUCAGCCCCAAGCAAUCUGUGACCCAGGUGCAGGACCUUGGGCCCACCAGGCCAGGCAGGCUGUGGUCACCAGUGUCACUCAGAUGUGGCCUUACUCUGGAGAGGGCCCCGUCCCCAAGAAGCGUGUCUGGGCCUCCCGGAGAUUCCCCAAGCUGCCUUGUAGGCUGAGCACCCGCAUCGGGGCCCACCCCACAGGUUCCCCGGGUAUGGGGGAUCUGUCACUCCCUGUGUCCCCCCAGCCCCAGCUUGGCCCCCGGGUCUGGGCUGGGAGAGAGAGAGCACUUCUCAGAAAAGCCUGAGCUGCAGCCCCAGGGAGGAGGCUGGGCCUGGGUCCUCAGCAGGGGUCACUGCCCACCCCAACCCCACUCACCAGGCCAGGCCUGCUAAUGGGUGCCUUGACCCCAGGAGGGGCCUGGUGCCGUCUCUAUGGGGACUCCCAAGCCGAGGGCACAAUAACAUAGGCAGGUUGUGCAGUUGAGGGCCCCAGAAGUAGGGCGUGGGCUUGUAUGAAGCACAGGGACCCCCACAGGUGGGGCGCAUAUCCUACAACCCUGAGGAGUAGCCCAGCCACAGAGGAGGGUCCCAAGUGCAGGCUGGGGGUCUAGGCGGCAGCCCGUGUGCCAGGUUGGCCCCAAAUCAUCCCAGCCUGCAAGCUGCCCUCCUUGGAGGAUGGGGUGGUUUCUCCUGGAAGUGGGGGGCCAGGUGUAGCCUCCAGCACCCAGGAGGACUGGAGCCCAGUACCAGCCACGGAGGGCCCCUUAGGACCUGCCCACCAGGACGCCCCCAAGUCCCGCACGGUUCUUGGAUUUGCCUCUCCUCAUCCCCCAACCCAUCCCCCUAAACCAGCCCAGGCCCUAAGCCCACCCCCACUGGGGCCGGGGGGCUCUGCUCUCAGGGUCUCCAAACACAGCCUGUGACAUUUCUAGAACUGAAAAGUGCACUGUCCCCUGCCCGUAACCCUUCCACGACUGCAUUACUCAGGGCAGGCCCAGGCCAGACUCGAGCCCCUCCAGUAGCGUGGCCGCGGCUGCGCGGGCAGCCUCCGCCCUCUGGGCUGUGCAUGUGCCAUUCCGUCCGGAGCAGCCCGUCCCUGCUUCGCCUGGCUCGCCCGUCCCAGCCCUCCAGGCCAGAUGGAGUGAAGAAAUCUGCAGGGGCCGAAACAGCCAGGGCACAGCCUCCGGGCGAGCGUGUGGCCGCGCCUGCAGGCUCCAGGCUCCCAGAACCUGGGAGACGCCGAGUCGGACACAUGAGGCCGCGCCUUCAGCUGCAGGGAUGACCCGGCCACACAAAGGCGACUGGGGAAAAGCGGCCUCCCUUGGCCCUGGUGUUCCAUGCAGGGUGACGUCUGACCUCAAGGACAGGGUUGCCAGUGGCCCCAGGCUGGCAGGGCCAGGUGACUGGCGGACACAGACAUCUCGAGCGGGGUUCCUCAGCCUUGCACAGUGACGUCGGGGGCUUCCCCGGGCACCGUAGGGUGUCUGGUCACAUACCCGGGCUCUGCGCUAGGUGCCAGCAACGCGCAUGCGCGCGCGCAAACACAGGCCCCUGACUGCGGGGUCGGGUCGCCCCAGUUGAGAUCAGCUCCGGAGGAAUGCGACUUCGGGCCUCACGGUUUGGUGCAGAUCAAGUUCCAAGGAAAAUUAGCGUCUCCGGGUUAACAAAUUUUCACAAACCCCGACGAGGAAAGAACCCACCAUGAGAAACACACCAGGCACUUCAGGCGGCAUCCAGUAUAAACUUGUGUCUAAGGAAAUAAAAGAUUCUUGAAAAUGUGAA
This is a messenger RNA of Pteropus alecto (black flying fox), 3339 nucleotides long. It is a transcript of the gene SAPCD2, whose product is annotated as suppressor APC domain containing 2. The coding region runs from base 1 to 780 and encodes 259 amino acids. The record is from RefSeq and is a predicted model, not a curated record. The transcript has 7 exons. NCBI's taxonomy places the organism in Eukaryota, Metazoa, Chordata, Mammalia, Chiroptera, Pteropodidae.